AUGAAUAACCGGGACAAUCAACAAGUGACGAGCAACAGCAAAAUCUUUACCGACAAAGACGCCUUUCGAGAGACUGUACGUGAAUCUGCUGUCGUCCUUGGUCAAAUCACUCAAGAUAACAUUAAGAUUCUCAAGACUCUUAUUGAUACAAUUUUUCCAAGUGAUUAUACCACAGAGAACUAUGAGGAUGCUGAUUCGAUGGGAGAGUUUGAGAGAAUUGCUUACUGUGGUGGAAAACCAGCUGGUGUUAUUGUCUGUGAUGCCGAUAAGAGUGACAUGUUGUAUAUUUCAAUGAUUGGAACUUUGACGCAAUACCGAAAGUGCGGCAUCGGUUCGAUUCUUUUGGAGCACGCAGUUCAACUCGCUCAAAAAUUGAAAAAACCCAUGUCGCUGCACGUUCGUGUAGACAAUGUGAAUGCCAAAUCUUUCUACGAAAAGAACGGAUUCAUCGUGAAAGAUUUUGUGGAAGAGUACUAUAAACAAGAGCCAAAGGGUGCCUUUUUUCUUGUGAAUAAUACUCACGUAGAAGGAGAAAUAUCGAAAAUUGUUGCAAACAGAGAACAACCUGGAACGAGUGCGCGAAGCAACUCUGUCAUUCUUCGUGAAGUAACAAAAGAGACCGUUUCGAAUCUCAAGAUGCUUAUGGAAACCGUGUUUCCAAACAUGUAUCCUGACGUUAACUUUGACCAUGCACACAAACUGGGAAAGUUCAUCCGUAUCGCCUAUAUCAAUGAACAACCAAUUGGUCUUAUUAUCUGCAGAAUGGAGAAGGAAAUGUUGUACAUUGCGUUGAUUGGAGUUCUAGUCGAAUACAGAAGACAAAGAGUCGGCUCAGCACUCAUUCAACAUGCGAUAUCCUUUGGUGAAACCAUAAAGAAACACAUUCAUUUGCAUGUACAAAUUGACAAUAUCACUGCUCAGCAGUUUUACCAACAACACGGUUUUAUUGAAACUGAGAGAGAUUAUACUUAUUACGAUGAGCCACCAAGAGCAGCAUUCAUUUAUACAAAAAAGUUUAGUGAAUAA
Molecule: messenger RNA, 1026 nt
Organism: Caenorhabditis remanei
Lineage: Eukaryota; Metazoa; Nematoda; Chromadorea; Rhabditida; Rhabditidae
Exons: 8
Coding region: 1-1026 (341 amino acids)
Biological process (GO): mitotic sister chromatid cohesion
Cellular component (GO): NatA complex
Molecular function (GO): acyltransferase activity, transferring groups other than amino-acyl groups
Source: RefSeq, a predicted model, not a curated record